AUGAAGAUCAUUGUCGUCGGGUCUGGUAUCGGUGGUAUCUCUGCCGCAUACCAUCUCGUCAAAGAUGGUCACGAAGUUAUACUGCUCGAAAAAAAUGCGAUGCUGGGCGGUCACACGUACGAAAUGGAAAUUGACGGCGAGAUGGUAGAUAUCGGCUUUAUGAUGUUUGGAGACUCAAACCCCAACAUCAAAGGCUGGUUUAAGUCGUUUGGCAUCACACAGCCGGACGGAACGACAAAGAAGCGCAUUCCUAUGAGCCUCACAGUCACAUCGGAUGUAGAAGGCGAUCUGCAGUUCUCAUCCCGUGCCCCGUUUCAUGGCAGUGUGCGCAAUCUCUUCGACGUUCGAAUCUGGCGCGUGCUUAUUGACAUUUACAAGUUUACGAUGGAUCUUAUGACGAUGCCUGUGAAGGAUCAAAUUACUACACGUGAAUGGGCGUCAAAAGGCCGCUACUCCAACGAGUUUUUUCGCCAUUAUUUCCUAGCCUUUGUCUCUAUUCUCUGGACGGUGCCCAAACAUGAUGUUUUAGAUCUGCCUGUGACACAAUUUCUUCGAUGUCUGAAGUCGCACUCCAACUCAUUGUACAUCCCGCUGUGGCAGGUAAUUCUCGGCGCGCUGGGGCGUCGCACAGACCGUCCGAAGCACUUGUGGUGGUACGUUGGCUCAGGCUACAUUGAGCCAUUCCUUAAAUUUUUUACGGAAGAGCACAGUGGUACAGUACGUUACAAUGCCACGGUUGACCAGGUCGAAAGAGGCGGCAAAGCCGUUGUGUUGGAAAAUGGAGAAAGAAUCGAGUGCGACCACGUCGUCCUCGCAACUCACGCUGACCAGAGUGCCAAAAUGUUGCGUUGGAAUGAAGAGGCUUACCGUUCACUGAUGCGUUUCCACUUCCAUAAAAGCAUAAUGUAUGUUCACCGUGACCCCAUCAUGCUACCGCCGUCGAACAAAGUGUGGAGCAGUUGGAACGUCCUCAUCACCAAAGAUGAGCAGUACAUCUUAACUUAUUGGAUGAACCGAAUCCAGCGUCUUAACAGCAAGGAGCACAUAUUCGUGACCAUCACACCGCACGACUGGAAGGGUAAACUUCCUGCUCCUGAUAAAGUCAUAUCUGCCUUUCGUUGGGACCACCCACGUCUACUAGCGGACUGCAUCCCGCAAGACGAGAUCAUUCAAGAGGAGGGUAUUACUCUUUCCGGCGCUUGGUUAGGACGCGGCUUUCAUGAGGAUGGAUUCGUAGCUGGCCGUCGAGCGGCAGCUAUCAUCCGUGAUCCGAAGCACCGGCGAACGCAACUUUACAAAGACCCUGGCAAUAUUCCAGUUCCGCCUGUUCCUCCUUUCGGUGUCCCGCUGAGCAUGCACUUGAUUGGUGUGACUGUUAUUGGCCUGAUGGGUUUUGGAUUCGCCAAACUUUUGAGAAGCAAAGCAUGA
Messenger RNA from Plasmopara halstedii, 1428 nucleotides. RefSeq names its product Amine oxidase. NCBI's taxonomy places the organism in Eukaryota, Oomycota, Peronosporomycetes, Peronosporales, Peronosporaceae. The coding region runs from base 1 to 1428 and encodes 475 amino acids. The transcript has a single exon. Gene Ontology annotation, molecular function: oxidoreductase activity. The record is from RefSeq and is a predicted model, not a curated record.